AGUACAUUUGUCUACUUGUUUUAGCAUUUCAUCUCAAAAGAAGUCAAAGUGAUUCAAUCAAUGUUCAAAGAGUCAAACCAAAAACCCCAAUUGAACACCGAAAAAUCUCACCACCAUGUCCACUUCUUUCCUCCAAUCUCCACCAUUCCUCACCACCAAAAAAUUCACAACCAGUAAAACCGUCGAUCCCAAACAUCUCCGCCGAAGUCUCCGCCCUAUAAACUCCCUCAACAGCCCCAAAACACCAAACCCCACUACCUCAAACAAUGUCCAAAACCUCCUCACCACCCUCACUAAACUCUUAUGGUCCAAAACCCUCCCACCCCAACUCCUCAUCUCCACCGUCCGUUCCGUCUGGACCACCACGUGGCUUAUUAUGAUGUCCCAGCUCGCCCCUUCUGACCCCACUGGCAGUUACUCCAGACCCACCUCCCAAUUUCGCGCCAAUGUUAACCAACUUUCCCGCCAUAACCUAACUACUCUCCAUCUCUACGUGGGUCUUCCUUGCCCUUGGGCGCAUAGGACCCUCAUUGUUAGGGCACUUAAGGGCCUUGAGCAGGUCAUUCCAGUGUCGGUAGCCUCGCCUGGUGUCGAUGGGUUGUGGGUGUUUGAUGGGGUGAUGGGGACUGAUGAUAAUGCUAAUGGGUGUAGGACUUUGAAGGAGGUUUAUAAGCUUAGGAAAGAUGGGUAUGAUGGGAGGUCUACUGCGCCUAUGUUGUGGGAUGUGGAAAAGAAGGAGGUUGUGUGUAACGAGAGUUAUGACAUUAUCCAAUUGCUCAAUUCUGGGUUUAAUAAAUUGGCCGAUAAUCCUGGUUUGGAUCUCGAACCUCCCUCUUUGAAGGGAAGGAUUGAAGAGUGGAAUCGCGUUAUUUAUCCUUAUGUGAACAAUGGGGUCUAUAGAUGUGGGUUUGCUCAAACUCAAGAGGCUUAUGAUGCGGCAGUGAGUGACUUGUUUGGCACACUAGACACGUUGGAUGAUCAUUUGGAGAGUUCCCGAUACCUUUGUGGAGAUUUAUUGACAAUCGCUGAUGUCUGCUUGUUCACUACCUUAAUAAGAUUUGAUCUUGUUUAUAAUGUUAUGUUCAAAUGCACAAAGAAGAAGAUAGUGGAAUAUACCAAUCUUCAUGCAUAUAUGCGAGACAUUUAUCAGAUUCCAAAGGUUGCUGAAACCUGCAAUUUGAAAGCUAUGAUGGAUGGGUACUACAAUUACCUGUUUCCACUGAAUCCAGGCAAUAUCCGACCUAUCAUGCCAUCUGGUUGUGAGCACGAAGCUCUCUUCAGACCGCACAAUAGGGAGUCAUUAUCAUCAGCUGAUGAAAACUUGCAUGCCACUAUAUGUUGAUUGAUCAGUGUGUGUAAAGUGUGAGUAUACUAAAUGUAGAUGACGGAGCUUGUUUUUCUAUUCUACCAUAUUAUAUUUAUGGUGUUAUUGUGCAUAAAGCAGGAACAUAAAUGUGUACAGUUUCAUUUUUACUCUGCCCUCCUUGAGCUAUUGUGUAAUGACCUACCAUAUAGACUUCUCAAGGAAAGCAAAUUUUUGUGUGAAUCAGAGACUUGCUAAACUUUAUGAGCAAAGCCAUGUUAGUUUUGGGUCAAGCA
Spinacia oleracea (spinach) is the source of this 1599-nucleotide messenger RNA. RefSeq lists its product as uncharacterized. Lineage: Eukaryota; Viridiplantae; Streptophyta; Magnoliopsida; Caryophyllales; Amaranthaceae. The coding region runs from base 116 to 1342 and encodes 408 amino acids. Gene Ontology annotation, cellular component: cytoplasm. The transcript is spliced from 3 exons. Gene Ontology annotation, molecular function: glutathione transferase activity. The record is from RefSeq and is a predicted model, not a curated record.